AUGGGUGUUCUGGGAUUCAAGAAGUGUCCAUCUCAACAUGCUGUCUACUGCCGUGGUGUGGGUUUUGAGAGGCAUGUUGUGGGGGUCUAUGUGGAUGACUUAAUUAUCACAGGAUCUAGCUGCAAUAGCAUCAAGAGGUUCAAGGCACAGAUGGCAGAGAUCUUCAAGAUGAGUGAUCUUGGGCUACUCACCUAUUAUCUGGGCAUUGAGGUGAAGCAGAAUGAUGAGGGAAUCACACCAUCUCGAGGAAGCUAUGUGCAGAAAAUUCUUGAGAAAGCUGGCAUGGAGGAAUGUAAUCCAUGUGAGGUACCCAUGCAGACAAAGCUGAAGCUCAGUAAGGAGAGUGAUAGCCCUCGAGUGGAUGCAACUGAAUACAGGAGCUUGGUUGGGAGCUUGAGGUAUCUGGUAAAUACUUUAUCUGAUUUGGCUUUUUCAGUUGGGUAUGUGAGCAGAUUUAUGGAGGAGCCCCAUGAAGAGCAUCUAGCAGCAGUGAAGCACAUUCUGAGAUACGUUGCUGGAACUAGUGAUUGGGGGCUCAGGUAUACAAGGAAGAAGGGAGAUAAACCUGUACUCUUGGGUUCCAGUGAUAGUGAUCUGGCUGGUGAUGAUGUUGAUAGCAGGAAGAGCACUUCUAGGGUCAUCUUCUUUCUUGGGGACAGUCCAAUCAGUUGGCAGUCGGCAAAGCAGAAGGUUGUAGCACUGUCAAGUUGUGAAGCUGAAUAUAUAGCUGCUGCAACUGCUGCCUGUCAAGCUGUUUGGUUAGCAUGGCUGCUAGCUGAGAUCCUGAAUUCAGUUGUGAGCAGAACUGUGCUGAGGGUGGACAACAAGUCCACAAUCUCGCUUGUCAAGAACCCUGUGCAUAAUGACCGGAGCAAAUACAUUGACAUAAGAUUUCAUUUAAUCCGGGAAUAUGCACACAAUGGGCAGAUUGAGGUGAGUUUCAUCAGAACAAGUGAGCAACUAGGUGAUGUCCUGAUAAAACCUCUUUGCAAGACCAAGUUUCAGAAACUCUGCACCAAGAUCGGCCUUCAUACCUGUAAGGAGUUCAGGGCACAAGAUUUAGGAGGAGAUUUGUUGAAUAACUCUUGUGCCUAG
Molecule: messenger RNA, 1095 nt
Organism: Panicum hallii
Lineage: Eukaryota; Viridiplantae; Streptophyta; Magnoliopsida; Poales; Poaceae
Exons: 1
Coding region: 1-1095 (364 amino acids)
Source: RefSeq, a predicted model, not a curated record